AUGGACCGCACCUUGGACGAGAUCAUUGCCGAACGUCCUCAGAGACAACCCCAGAACCAGAACCGUGGUGGUCGCCGCCCUCAAGGCCGUCGCCAUGAUGGCGUGAAAAAGUUUGACUUCGAGCUGACCUUUGUUUUCUCUCUUUUUAUUUAUGACAACAGUCCUAUAGAGAGGAUAAACCUGAUUUGGAUCUGUAAUUAUCCGUCCCUUACACUUGUUGAUGGCUUUGAGCGAUGCGAAUUGAUUGCUGACAGGGUUGGGAAUAGUGAUUGGGUCCACGACAAGUACGAAGAUGAUCGAGAGUCUCGCCCGUCCCGCGCUCCGAGACGCCAGAGAGGUGAUCGUUACUCGCCGUUGCCUGACGACCGUACCUCCGCACUAACGAAGAUUCGCGUCGAGAACCUUCACUACGACAUCACAGAAACUGAUCUCGAGGACCUAUUCACUCGAAUCGGCCCCAUCCUCAACCUCUCCCUGGUCUACGACCGCGCCGGCCGCUCCGAAGGCGUCGCCUACGUAACCUACAACCGCCUCAGCGACGCCAAAACCGCAAUCGGCGAAUUCGACGGCGCAAACGCCAAGGGCCAGCCCAUCCGCCUCACACUCAUCCCCGGCGGCGGAGGCAGAGGAAGACAGCAGGACCGCAACCCCUUCGACAAAGUGGAGAGACCGCGAGGCAGCCUUCUCGACCGUGUCGAGCGGCCUCGGGAUUCUCGCAGUCUGAGCCCGGAGGGCGCCGAAGGCGGACGACGCCGGCGCGGCCGUGGUGGUGCUGGACCUGCUGGCCGCCGCAGUGACGUCUCCAAGCCACCACCGGAGAACAUCGAUCGCUACGUCCCCGGCCAAGGCCGACGAUCGCCGACACGCAGAAACGGAGGAGACAGGCGACGAGGAGGAGGCCGUCGCGAUGACGGGAACAAGGCGGCUAAUGGCCGGCCUCGCAAGACGCAGGAGGAGCUCGACCAGGAGAUGGAGGAUUACUGGGGUGGUUCUGCGAAUGUUGGAGCUGGAGCUGCGGAUCAAGAGGCUGUUCAGGAUGAACCGCAGCAGGUUGCGCCUGCUACUACGGCUGCUGCUGGGGAUGACGAUGUGGAUAUGAUUGAGUAGAGGUGCCAUCUCGCCAUCUACGGUUCUUUUUUGUCUUAAUUCUCCAUUCUGUUAUGUCGAUUGGUUUAAACAGGUAGAUUCCAACUUGGUUAUUUGGGUUUGGUUAAUAUGAUUUCAUUGUAGUAUUCACCACUAGUAUUAGUUGAGCAAUACAGGAAUAUGCAUAUUCAUGGGUAUUACCAUAGCCUCAGCA
This is a messenger RNA of Aspergillus glaucus CBS 516.65, 1300 nucleotides long. Its product is annotated as putative RNA binding protein. The transcript has 6 exons. Lineage: Eukaryota; Fungi; Ascomycota; Eurotiomycetes; Eurotiales; Aspergillaceae. Bases 1 to 1107 code for a protein of 368 amino acids. The record is from RefSeq and is a predicted model, not a curated record. Gene Ontology annotation, biological process: mRNA export from nucleus. Gene Ontology annotation, cellular component: nucleus. Gene Ontology annotation, molecular function: mRNA binding.